Molecule: messenger RNA, 828 nt
Organism: Erinaceus europaeus (western European hedgehog)
Lineage: Eukaryota; Metazoa; Chordata; Mammalia; Eulipotyphla; Erinaceidae
Product: cathepsin G-like
Exons: 5
Coding region: 40-789 (249 amino acids)
Biological process (GO): proteolysis
Cellular component (GO): cytoplasm; intracellular membrane-bounded organelle
Molecular function (GO): serine-type endopeptidase activity
Source: RefSeq, a predicted model, not a curated record
AGCACCAGCUGCCAUUCACUGAGCAACCUUCCCAAGAAGAUGCAGCCACUCCUGCUGCUGGUGGUCUUUCUCCUGCCCCCCAGGACUCAGACAGGGCAGAUCAUCGGAGGCCGCGAAGCCACGCCCCACUCCUGCCCCUACAUGGCUUAUCUUCGGGUCCAGACCCCAGUGGGGACCGUCAGUUGUGGGGGGUUCCUGGUGCGAGAUGACUUCGUGCUGACAGCAGCUCACUGCCAUGGAAGCUCUAUAGUGGUGACCUUGGGGGCCCACGACAUUGGGGCUCAAGAAAGGACCCAGCAGCGCAUCCCUGUGAGCCAAGCCAUCAGACACCCUGACUAUAACCAGCAGGAACUCCAGAAUGAUAUCAUGCUCCUAAAGCUGCAGAACAGUGCUCGGCGGAAUUCAGCUGUGUGGCCUGUGAGUCUGCCCAUGACCCCAAACAACCUGCCUCUGGGGACCAGGUGCUCAGUGGCUGGCUGGGGCCUGGUGGGCCUGAACAGGAGGACAGAGAAGCUCCAUGAGGUGCAGCUACAAAUAGAGUCGAACCAGGAGUGCAACCAGCGCUUCAGCUUCUUCAAUCUCCACACACAGAUUUGUGUGGGUGACUCCAGGGAGAGGAAGAGCGCCUUCAGGGGAGACACUGGAGGGCCCCUGGUAUGUAACAGAGUGGCCCAGGGCAUUUUCUCCUAUGGAAACAGUGUGGGGAUUCCUCCAGCCGUGUUUACCAGGAUCUCCAGCUUCAUACCCUGGAUAAAUAGAACAAUGAGGCGGUUCACACAGUCAGACUGAGACCCUCCUGUGACUGUUCUGCUUUGGGGCAGAGUGUUG